Messenger RNA from Ylistrum balloti, 2288 nucleotides. RefSeq names its product fibroblast growth factor receptor-like 1. The transcript is spliced from 8 exons. The coding region runs from base 253 to 1734 and encodes 493 amino acids. Lineage: Eukaryota; Metazoa; Mollusca; Bivalvia; Pectinida; Pectinidae. Gene Ontology annotation, molecular function: fibroblast growth factor binding; fibroblast growth factor receptor activity. Gene Ontology annotation, cellular component: plasma membrane. The record is from RefSeq and is a predicted model, not a curated record.
ACACAUCGCGUAUCGGCAGACGAUUCAGGGAUGUUUUGUGAUCUUUAUAUUUUAUUAUAGAGAGACGUUUAUUGUAGUGUAAUUUAUCUGUUAUAGUAGCAAUUAUGUCAGAUUGUCUGUGAAAUGACGAGGAUUAUAAAAGCUGGAUAUUUAACACGAGUGGCCUUUGAUAUAGGAUUAUAAUGACAGUGUAAGGACGCCAUUUAAGGACAGUGGAAUACUUAUACAAGAUUUGUUCGGAGAGGAAGCACCAUGGUUAGAAUGGACAGAUUGGGAGUGUUGGUGCUACUGACCCUGGGAUUUGUAACGGCUAACGGUCCACCACGACUCACUGACAAGGCUCAUUUUCGCUAUGUUUUAAAAGUGAAACAGACUAAGAAGAUAAAGUGUCCGGUAGAGGGGGAGCCUGCUCCCAUGAUUCAAUGGUUGAAGGAUGGACAGGAUAUAAAUGUAUUGUGGGAUAGAUAUCAUGUCCUACGGGACGGCUCCUUAAGGAUUCGGGAUAUAAUUUUAGAAGAUGGUGGUAGCUUCGUGUGUAAAGCAGUGAAUGGUUUUGGCAGCAUCCAUGUAAACUACACUGUUGUUGUCGUUAAUGAGGAAACUGGUAUGGUAAAACAAGACAAUAAUCUUUAUCCACAAACACCAGAAGAAGACCUCUCAAAGGAAUGGUCAAAGCCAAAGUUUAUACAGCCAGAGAAAAUGAAAAAGCGAGAUUACCAGAGGCCAGUUGGCAGUUCUGUCAGAUUUGUCUGUAAGGCUGUUGGUAACCCUCGACCUCAAGUGUCAUGGCUGAAGGACGGAAAUAGCAUUUCCACCGAUGAUGACAACUCCAAACGGCCAUCUUGGACACUGAAGAUCACGGAACUGAAGGAGAGUGAUAGUGGGAGAUACUCUUGUGUUGUUAAUAACAGACAGGGAGCCAUUUCCUACAACUACUCCCUCGAAGUCAUUGAGAAGUUUAAUGAGAAGCCAGUACUUCUGAAGCCCCACCCCCUCAACACUACGGUUGAGUAUGGUGAAACAGCUUCACUUCAGUGUAAAGUAGAGAGUGUCGUACAACCACAUAUACAGUGGUUGAAGCGAGUAGACGAUCCAUCAGAGGUGAAGAACAUGAACACAACAUUACGCUUGGGUGGUCAGCAGUUUAUCGUAUUAAAAACAGGAGAAGUUUGGCCAGGCCCUGAUAAUACCUACCUUAACAAGCUAGUAAUACAGAAGGCUCGAGACCGUGACUCUGGAGUCUAUAUCUGUCUGGGGGCCAACGCCAUGGGUUACAAUGUCAGAAGCGCAUAUCUCACUGUCGUCAACACCAAUCCCCACAGGUCAUCAUUGGAUUCAGACAGUGGAAGCAGUAGUCUCCCUUUGAUGAUUGCAGUUCCUACAUGUAUCAUCAUCAUCAUAGUCGUCAUGGCAAUCAUUCUUUUACAAAAACGGAAAAGCUGCAAUAAUUCUUCAAACUCUAAUACAAGAAACACAAGGUUUAAUCCUGUGCCAACACAUGAGACAGAACCCUAUCCUCCACUUCAGAACAAUCCUGCCACGAACUUACACAUCAACCCAAUGCAAAAUGUUAAUAUCAGAGACAUGUAUACAGGUGUACACAACCCACAUUUAAUACAAAGCAGUCGAGAAAAGUUAUCAAAAAACCAUAGUAUUGACUUUUAUACCGACAUAUCAUCGGUUUCCCAGAGUAGAAAUAAUCCCCACUCUUCACAACAUAUGUAUUCUUACUGAAACCACGUGACUUUAUUAAAAAAGUUGCAAUAGUAACUUGUGUUUGGUUACCACGGGAACGGUAACUAUAAAUCCUAAGGAUACACUUCCAUGUACCAGUCAUUGUACUUAGGCAAUCAACAAGUGCGUAAUACAAAUUAUCAGAUUGAAAAAACCUGUGAUCACUUAUGCCUUCUUCAUAUCCAUAUCAUUACCUUUGGUACAAAUUGGAAGAGACCUGCUCUAUUGUGGCCGUUAGAUGAGGAAAAGUUUUAUCUCCGAAAAACUUUCAAUUAAGCAAAGCUUUGGAAUAAAACAAAACUUGCCUAAUUUCCAAAGUUGUGCAAGGUGUUUGUGAUACUGUCACAAUUAGCUCUCAACAAGGUUGUGACAAAGAAAAACAACAGGAGUAACCUAAUGGCUUUAGAUAUACUUUAUAUAGAUUAUUGAAACUGACAAUAAAAAAGUAAAGGAAUAUAAUGUCAUUUAAAGUUCAUUAUUGAAACAGACAAAAAGCUGGAGAAAGUAACCAAGCACCUGAUGUCGGUUGUGAUAAAUGAUGAACCCAGUGGGCC